Messenger RNA from Crotalus tigris (Tiger rattlesnake), 5015 nucleotides. It is a transcript of the gene XRCC4, whose product is annotated as X-ray repair cross complementing 4. Lineage: Eukaryota; Metazoa; Chordata; Lepidosauria; Squamata; Viperidae. Gene Ontology annotation, molecular function: DNA binding. Gene Ontology annotation, cellular component: DNA-dependent protein kinase-DNA ligase 4 complex; nucleus; DNA ligase IV complex. Gene Ontology annotation, biological process: immunoglobulin V(D)J recombination; positive regulation of ligase activity; double-strand break repair via nonhomologous end joining. The record is from RefSeq and is a predicted model, not a curated record. The coding region runs from base 424 to 1461 and encodes 345 amino acids. The transcript is spliced from 10 exons.
UCUCGAUAGUAGAUUAAAAAAAAAAAAGUAAGAAAAAUCAAGGCCGUUUAUGUGUUCGCGUGAGUUUGUGUGCUUCCGUGUUGGCAUUUACACACACCACACACAGGCGGAGUUUACACACAAAAAACGGAAGUGAAAUUUUCAAUGCUGUUCAAGAACUGUGGACAAUCAUUGUUUGUGGAGCAGACUCAAACUAAUUACAUGCCAGCCAACAGCUGAUUCUCCCUCAGAAGGAAGCAUUGCCUAAUAAAGAUCAUAGAUGCCAACCGCUAAAUACACAAAGUACUAAAGAUGAGCAGCUCAAUUGCCAACUGUCUGGUUUUUCUCAAUAAAGCUAGUGAUGGACAAAUUUGGGUAGAACUCUGCUAUUUCCACCUGAAAGUCAAUCUUUGUUUCUUACUUGUCUUAUGUGGCUAGAAAAAUAUGGAGAAGAAAGUGAGACAGCUAUGUCCUAUUUCUGAUCCAGACACAACAUACUUUCUGCAAAUAACCUGGUGCAAAGAUCUGGGUAUGGGUUUUGAUCUUAUACUUAGUGACGGCCAAUCAUCUUGGAAUGGAAGAGUGUCUGAAGAAGAGAUUUCUAGAGAGGCUGCUGACAUGGAAAUGAAACAAGAAAAGUAUGUAGAAGAACUUAAAAAAGUACUGUUGUUUGACCAAGAGUACUCAGAUUCAUACCGUUUUGAUAUUUCCAAAAAAGAAAUAAAUGGAGAAUCAAUUCAUUUUUCAUAUGAAAAGAAUUUGAAAGAUGUUACUUUUAGACUUGGAUCAUUGAUAUUACAAAGAGUUACAAACUCAUCUGAAGUCAUUAGAGAGCUGAUUACCUAUUGCCUAGAAUGUGUAAAAGAACUACAUGCCAAAAAUGAUCACCUACAAAAAGAGAAUGAAAGGCUUCUGAGUGAUCUGGAUGAUAUGCAAGAGCAAUUACAAAAAUGUGUUGAAGCUAAAGAAGAACUGGAGGCUGACCUUUAUAAGCGAUUUGUCUUGGUCCUCAAUGAAAAGAAAGCAAAGAUAAGAAGCUUACAGAAACAUUUAAAAGAAGUCGAAGAAACAAUACCGGAAACUGCACAAACAGGGGACCCAGUAAUUGCUUCAAAAAGUACAGUUGAAAAAGAAAAUUAUGAAGGAAGCACUGAUGAAGAAAGUGAAAAUUUGAUACAACUGACAACAUCAGAGUCAAUCAAACCCAGAAGAGAUACGUUACUUGGUAGUCCAGAUAUUACUGAUACAGUUCCAAGUAGAAAAAGAAGACAACGGGCUUCAAAAAUUGGAAAUACUAAACCAAAGAUGGCAUUACAAGAUACCCAAACUACUUCAGAAGAAAAGUGGGUUGAGCUGAGAGAAAGUAAUUGUCCCAGAGUCACCCAGCUGGCUUUCAUGUUUAAGACUACAUCCCACUCUAUCAAAAUCGACAGAGAGGCAACUGACCUUGAAAAGGGCAGAGGAAAAGAAAAGCACAGAUGACCCCGAAGACCUGUUUGAUGAUAUCUGAUUUUUCUGGAAGAAAGCUACAAUUUCACUACAAGUUGCUAAAAAUGCCAUCAAUUAUCCCUUCCAAAGAAACUAUUUUACAUGUAGCAGUGGAGGGAGUUAUUUGUACUGUAAAAUAAUAUUCAACUACUGCUUUUUCAUUUGUAAUAAAGGUUGUACCCAUGAAUCACUAACAGUCAACACUUUCCAUUCAAGGUGUUACAGACUUCAAGAAGUUUAUCUGCCUCCAGUUAAUGUGAAUGAAAAAAGUUAAUCUAUCCUCAGGAUUAGGAAGGACAAUUAGUAGACCAUCAAAAUGGCAGCAAUAAAAACUGGGAAGAAAGAUGGCAGAAAGGUGUCUUGAAAUCUCUAUAGUGGCUUUAUGAGUAACAAAAAUAUAUUUCCCAAAUUGAGAAUAGAUACAGUGACUUAUCCAUCAGACAAAUGUUUUCUUUCUGUUUGAUCAUCGCUUUUAAAUGUCUAAAAUGAAGUCUUCUGCUGCAAAGUUAUUUUCGGCCUUUACUCCAUUUACUUCUGAGUAAUGGUCCCUAGCAACCCUUGUUUUGAGAACAAAAGCAGUGACCCACAACUUCUACCAGCACUCUUGGAUAUCAGAAGCAAGGGUUUCUCUGACAUUUUAGAGAUAAAGCAAUCUGUUGUACAUUGUUUUACAUUUUGAAUUGGAGAAUUCUUAUAGAUAAAUAAUUGAACAAUUCAGUAAUUGCCAUAAUAUGCCAUUUUGUCCCCGGUUUUAUACCUGGGAGCAUUGAAUUAAAACUCCCAGAACUCUCAGCCAAUGAGGGAAUUCUCCCAAUUUUAAAUCUAGGAGAUUGGGGAAAGUCUGCACAAAACUUUGAAAAAAGCUUAUGAUAAUAGAGUAAUUGUUAAGAUUGGAAAUUAAGAUUGAAAAUAUUCACGUUCUGUUCUCAGCUAUCAAAUAUCACUAUUGGAUAACUUUGGAUCAGCUGCCAUCUGUCACCAAACUAAUUUCACAGGAUUGUUAUGGAUUUAAAAAAAGAACUGAUGAAAGUCUGCUAUGUAUAUUUUCUUGAUCUGGAGCAAAAGUAGGAUUAUAAACUAAUGAAUAAGAAAAUGGGCACAUAUGUAUGCAAUUGGGACCCUGGGAGGCACUUGACAACAUGUGCUUAAUGACAUCAUGCAAAUUAUAUAAUUUACAUCUUGGUUAAUGGCAUUUGUUCAUCAACCUUUGAAAGUGACAAUGACACUGAAUGAGGAGACUUAUGGCUAGUCCUUGAAGUUGCAUUGCAGCAUCUCUGUGAUUGCAUGGUUUUGAUUUAGGCACUUAGCAGUAACUAGCUCACAGUUAUGAAAGUUGCCUCUUGUCAAUGUCAUGUGCUGUCCAUUUGCAACCUUCACUGCCAGCUUCUGACAAAUGAAGUCAAUGGGAAACCUGGUAAGAGAUUGCCCAGGGCAAUCAUAUGAUACUACACCAAAUGACCAUGUGGGAUUUGCCUAAAGGCCACAACUGAAAUUUAGGAAUGAAGGCAAAUGUAUGUGUCCCAAGAUCUUUCAUUCUGGUGAGAGAGGAAUCCCCUGAGGAUGGGCUCUGGCAUGGGUCCGAAAGCUCGGAAGACUAAAUCUCUGGUCCCAGUGACUGACCCAGAUUGGAUCCUACAACAACCGAAAUUGCUGAACUGCCAUAAUUAAGAUGGUAUAGUCAUGUGACAUCACACUUUAUUACCAUGUUAUUUAGCAACAGAGCUUCCAAUCCUGACUAGCUAAUUGAGAGCUACCUGUUCUCAUAGCCCAUGUAUGUAAUUGGGACAAUUGAGCAAUGAUGACAUCACACCCAUAACAUUUGAUGUCAACAUACUUAGUUACAGAAAUCACUAGGAACACAUGCCAAAUUAGAAAUCAAAAGCAUGUGGGAAGCCAUUAGAAUCCAGAUUGCCACAGAAUUGAGACUGUUUUAUUCUGGGAGCUUAAAUUUAAUUUGUAAUAUCAGUUGGAAGGAUAUUUAUCUGCUUGCUUUCCAACUACUUUUACAAUGUAUGUGACCUUUGAAAAAUUGCCUUAACCUCUCAUAUAAACACAACCACAGGGUUUUAGUUCAAGUGUUCUGCUGUGGAAAUUAUUCUAGUGUUAAGUAUUUAUGCGAAGUACUCCGAUAAGAAGUAAUUUUAGAUCAUUUUAAUAUUUUCUAAUUAAACUUUUGUGGUGUUCUUUUUUUUGUCCUAUAAGCCUUGAAUUUCCUUUCUUCUCUCCCCCCAACUAAGCUUAUAUGAUCUUUUCUUUCUUUUAACAAGACAAUUAAAAUACAGUUCUAACUAUUAGCUUUGGUUUAAUGGUAACCUGGAGAUAGCCCUUAAUGGAGCAAGCUAGUUUUUAAAAAUGGAAUGCAGAAAGCAAUUGCUUUGAAAGAACCAUCCAUGAGAACAAAAUAUUGUCUGCAAAAACAUUGUUUUUUAUGGAAAGGACAGUAUGAAAAUAACCCCUGCUUCCUAUAAUUGUCCUCAAAAGUUUCUUGGAAUAAAAAGUAAUUUAGACAAGUAGCAAGGAAGGUCAGCUAUUUGGCUAUUAUUAUUGCCUAUCUGGAGCAUGGGAAAAAAAAUAUCCUGUGUAUAUGAAAAAAGAAAAGGAACAGAUCUCCAGUUUUCUUUUAAGAGAACUGGCUUGAUCACAUGAUUUUAACUUGAUUCCAAGAAACUAGCUACGAUUUAAAGAAUUUUAGCUACAAAUGGGACUUUUUAUUGUAUUGCAUACAGAUGUGAUAUUCUAACAACAUAACACUCUGAAAAAAAGCAUUAUUUAAUCAGAGAUGUUACUGUUUCAUUAUGAAACAUAACUAGUAGUAAAGAGGUAAUUACCCCACUUCUAGAAUUCUAAUCUGGUAGAUUACAGGUCAAGGAUAAUUGGAUCCAACUAGCAGGGCACUCUAAAGCGCUGCCCAGUUUCAGAAAGAGGAGGAACUAGAGAAGCUAUAAGCCACAUUUUUAGUAUCUUUUUAGUAGCUGUGUUAAGGUUUGCAGAGAAUGCUUUCCUACUUUGAGAUACUGAAGUUUUCCCAAGAUGGCUAUCAAUAAUGAAAUCUCAUACCAAACCAAACCAAAUAUAAAACUGCAACCAUUGAUAAAUCCAUGAACCUAGCAUUGGGUUACUAUACCAAGUACUAAUGAGUGCAAUUAGGUUCAUAUAAACUAAUCAUCUGAUCUAAGUGCCUUGCUUCCACCAAUGCUUGGGCAAUUGACUUGGGCAGUACAUGUGGACCUUAUCAUAAUAAUUCUGAAUGUCAUUUAUGUAUGUGUAAUUUAGUGCAUGUUCUCAUCUUUUCACAGAGAGGUACUGCUGGCAUAUUUGUGUAAUAAAGUCAUCUUAGAUUGCCAUAAUUAUCUGCGAUAAAAUGGGAGCACUUCAAACUGAUUAUAAGUUUUUUUCAUAGUGACAGCACUCCACAGUUAAGACUGUCCACUGCCCAUGGUUUCCUGCUUAAAAUACCUCCAUCAUAUAUGGAUUGAGUUCUGUUUCAAUCAUUAUUCUAUAGAAAUGGAAUAAAUAAAUUAUUUUCAGUUGCCAAUGUGUACAAUUUA